Molecule: messenger RNA, 2433 nt
Organism: Monomorium pharaonis (pharaoh ant)
Lineage: Eukaryota; Metazoa; Arthropoda; Insecta; Hymenoptera; Formicidae
Gene: Aldh7A1
Product: putative aldehyde dehydrogenase family 7 member A1 homolog
Exons: 6
Coding region: 208-2046 (612 amino acids)
Molecular function (GO): aldehyde dehydrogenase (NAD+) activity
Source: RefSeq, a predicted model, not a curated record
UCUAUCACAAAAAUUCAAACAAGACGGUGACAGCGCACUGUUAUUUGUAAUUAGUGUUGUGUUCAGAUACGCUGAGAUAUCUUCGUCUCCUUAUCAUUUUUCUCCUCUCCCUCUUUCUUCGAUAAACGGUGGUCUUUUUUGAUAACCUAAGCUGUUUAUUGACUUCGCGCUCGACAGUCCGAUUAGUCGGAGCAAUAAGGAAUAAUAAUGUUACAUUUAUUGAGGAAAAGUGGUCGAUACAUUUCCCAAUUCCAAAUGACGAGACACUUAGUAACCGAUCCAAAGUAUGGAUUUUUAAAACAAUUGGGUAUUAAUGUUGAAAAUCCUGGUCUUUAUGACGGAAGAUGGGGUGGAUCUGGCAAGUUAGUAGAUUCAAUAUCGCCGGCGACCGGCAAAGUGAUAGCGAAGGUUCGCGAAUCCACGCCGCAAGAAGCUAGCAAUGCUAUAACGGAAGCACGUAAAGCGUGGCCACAAUGGGCAUCUAUUCCGAUGCCAGCCAGAGGAGAUAUUGUACGACAAAUUGGGGAUGAGCUCAGGAGAAAUUUGGAACCAUUGGGACGUUUAGUAUCCUUGGAAAUGGGUAAUUUAUCAUUUCGAACAUUGAGGUUUUUACUUGUUGUAACAGCCUGUAAUUAUGGUCAAUAUCAAAAUAGUAUAGAUUCAUUUAUAAUUAAAGUGUAUCAUGCCAUAGGAAAGAUAUUGCCGGAGGGUAUAGGCGAGGUCCAGGAAUUCAUCGACAUAUGCGAUUACGCGGUCGGCUUGUCGCGGACGUUACCCGGUAGCCUGUUCCCAUCGGAGAGGAAGAACCACAUGCUUUUGGAAAAGUGGAAUCCCUUGGGUGUAGUCGGCGUCAUCUCGGCGUUUAAUUUUCCCAUAGCGGUAAAUAACUUUCAGAUGAUCUUGCUUCGUCAUUCCUUGUGUCAGAGCAAUUUACCGAAUCGCGGUGUUCUUAAGGUAUACGGCUGGAACAGCGCUAUUGCUAUGGUUUGCGGUAACACCAUCGUCUGGAAAGAGGCGUCAAGCACACCUUUGGUAGCCAUCGCGACGAUCAGAAUAAUCGCGAAUGUCUUGGAGCGCAAUGGCAUCCCAGGCUCUGUCGCAUCUUUAAUCACGGGUGGACCAGAAGUCGGGGAGACUCUUGUCAACGACAAACGGGUACCUCUCAUUUCAUUCACCGGAAGCACGAAUGUAGGAAGACAAGUAGCUCUCAAGAUUCAGCAAAGAUUUGGAAGAUCUUUGCUGGAGCUUGGUGGUAACAAUGCAUUAAUUGUCGCACAAGAUGCCGAUUUAGAAAUGGCAGUGAGAGCAGCGGUCUUCGCGUGUGUGGGAACAGCUGGACAAAGAUGUACCACUACCAGGAGAUUAAUACUUCACAAGAAGAUAAAGAAUGAAUUUUUAGGUAAGUGUAAAUAUGAGGAAACGUUAAGUCGUAUAUCAUAUAUUGUUACAAAGAAAUUUUUAGGAAGACUGAAAACGGCAUAUAAGAGCAUAUUGGAACGAGUUGGAGACCCGUUGGAUGACAGUGUCCUGUACGGACCAUUGCAUAAUCAGGCAGCAGUCGACGCAUAUAAAGCAGCAAUUCAGAAGGCUGUAGAAGCCGGUGGCACGAUAGAAUUCGGUGGAAAGCAAAUAGAGCGACCUGGUUUUUAUGUCAAACCGACAAUUAUCUCGGGUUUACCCGCCGGAGCCGAUGUAGUGCAACAGGAAACUUUCGCUCCAAUUGUUUACAUUCUAGAGGCAAAUUCUCUGGAGGAAGCUAUCGAUCUUAACAAUGGCGUGGAACAAGGACUGAGCAGCAGUCUUUUUACUAAAAGUAUUGGAAACGUAUUUCAGUGGAUCGGACCACAUGGAUCGGAUUGCGGAAUAGUCAAUGUCAACAUUGGCACCAGCGGCGCCGAGAUAGGCGGCGCGUUUGGCGGUGAAAAGGCCACGGGUGGAGGUCGCGAGAGCGGAAGCGAUGCAUGGAAACACUACAUGCGACGUGCCACCAUCACUAUCAAUUACGGAAACGAGUUACCUCUGGCUCAGGGCAUCAAGUUCGAAUAAAUUAAACAUGAGUAUUUUGUUCCGAAGAGGAAUCAGCGCUUUAAUUCAAACCGUAUAAAAUCCACUUGAAUGUCGACGGAUGCUUUUCUGUGGAAUUUGUAAGCCUUUGGCAGGUCGUAUCUGAGCUCAGCUAUCACCAUGCCUCUCGCACCGAGCUGCGCCGCCUUCGACAGAACGUAAUCCCGUGUGCUACUCUUGUGAAGAGAAUAAACCACAUUCGAUGAAAGCCCGAUUGCCUUUUCCAAAAACUUCAUGUCUAUGCCAGCAUUGUUCUUAGUGCCAAAAGGUGGAUUCAUUAUAACAGUAUCAAAGUAUUUUUCGAAUUUUCCUGUAACAUGAAACGCUACAUAUUUGUAUCUGCAAUAAAUACAAUAAUUUAUAAAGGUA